UACGAUGUCAGUGCCAUUCUUUGUUUACCAUUGAUUACAGUGACACCCACUGUCACCAGUGUUGUUGUCGGGCACCGUGGAUGGCGAUGUGUGGAUGUGGAAGAUUCCUGACGGUGAUUGUAAGACGUUUCAGGGCCACAGCUCUACAGCAGGCGUGGGACGGAUCCUACCUGAUGGGAAGCGUGUAUGAUGAUGGUGCCAUCAAGGUUUGGAACAUGAAAACAGCUGACAUGAUGAAGACCAUAUCUGUGGUGUGUAUGGAUUGUCACCAUGACAACUCGAUGGUAAUGACGGGGUCAACUGAUAUCAUGGCCAAGGUCGUUAAUACCAGUACGGGAAAGGUUCUGUCAACAUUUAAAUGUGAUUCAAUGAAGGAAGGAGAAAACUCUGUAGAGGCCUGCUGUUUCUGUAGACA
Molecule: messenger RNA, 415 nt
Organism: Mizuhopecten yessoensis (Yesso scallop)
Lineage: Eukaryota; Metazoa; Mollusca; Bivalvia; Pectinida; Pectinidae
Product: angio-associated migratory cell protein-like
Exons: 4
Molecular function (GO): protein binding
Source: RefSeq, a predicted model, not a curated record